AACGACCAAAGUCCACGGAACAGCGUGUUGAUGAGGUUGUCUGCCAUUGAAUCCACCCUGAUUCGUGCACGCAGUAUUGUCAUAGCAUGAAUCCAUGUAAUGUCGUCAUCAGGAAGAUCCUACUAAGUCACAGGAGACUAUUUUUAGAUGGGGGACUUUUGGGGAGGAGAUCUGCGUUGUUCUCAAACGGUGGUAGAGCUGUUGGUGCCCCAGUCUUGGCAUCGGGUCACCACAGUGUACCCUGCUUCACCUCGCACCUCAUUAGAUGCUGUAGACCCAUAAAUCCCAACAGAAUGAGUGCUCCCAUUCCAAUAGUCCGAAAGGGUAUCACCCUCGCCCCAUUCUCCUUGGCCUCCUUCAGUUGUUCAGCUGAUCGUCCCUUUACUCCAUCCCCUCUCCCAUCUCCCAUGCCCUCCCCUCCAUCUUCUCCUCCUGCCCCAAACUCUCCCUCAGGUCUAUUACAGGCAGCAAAAGAUACUCUACACCGUGCUGUGUCAAAACGUGGAUCGAAGAAUAGCGUCCUGACCAUUGAUGAAGAUAUGCGUGAAAUGUGUUACUUUUACUCCCAGCUGGGGUCAGAUGAACGCUCAGAUUUUCUGAUCUAUAUGGCAACAUCACUUUCUAUCGAUCAUAAUAAUGUUCAAGAACUGAUUCAGCAAAGACCACAGGAAGGGACCAGUGAUGCUGACCUGGAUGCCCACUUAAUGCGUUGGGAGGACCGACUAAGGCAAGCUCUGCAGCCACCACAUCACUGGGUGGCAUCUCAAGUGUCACGGCUCUCAGGAGGUGUCAAGUUCCUUGUUGAUAUGCGCCAAGAUUUGCUUACAACACUUUACACUUCUUCCUCUGACCCAACUCACUCAGCUGCUCUUAAGACUCUUGAUUCAACACUGCGAGAAUUGCUCUCACUCUGGUUCACUGUUGGCCUUCUAAAUGUACAGCGAAUCACUUGGGAAUCCUCCUGUAAUAUGCUGCAAAAGGUCUCUGAGUAUGAGGCUGUACAUCCUGUCCGCAACUGGACAGAUCUGAAACGUCGUGUUGGACCAUAUCGCAGGUGUUUCAUAUUCACCCACUCCUGCAUGCCUAAUGAGCCUCUGGUUGUCCUUCAUAUCUUCUUAACUAAUGAAAUAUCAAAUUCAAUGGCAAAGAUAUUGAAAACCUCAAGAGCUCCUUCUUAUGAUGAAAAUAGCUUAAGCAAAGAUACUGAGGAUGUCUCAGCUAUCAGUACUGCCAUUUUUUACUCAAUCACAUCAACACAGAAGGGUUUGCAGGGCAUCGAAUUGGGCAAUUAUCUAAUCAAGAGAGUUGUUCGGGAACUAAAGGCAGAGUUCCCACACAUGACACAAUUCUCCAGUUUGUCACCAAUACCUGGUUUUGUUAAAUGGCUAACUGGGAUGAUGGCUCGAGCACAAAGAGAUGAGCUGAGCAUAUUUACGGCAACUGAAGUAAAUGCUCUUCAACUCCAUUUGGACGUGAGUUCCUCAUCUCAGGUAUAUGACCGAUUGCGCAAAUUAUUCACAACGAAUGGCUGGGUGGAAGAACCUGAUUUAGUGAAUUGCUUGGAAACACCAUUGAUGAGACUCUGUGCUUAUUAUCUCUAUAAUGAAAAGAGACGAGGGUAUGCACUAGAUAGUGUAGCAAAUUUCCAUCUAAAAAAUGGGGCAGUUAUGUGGCGAAUUAAUUGGCUUGCUGACCGUUCUCCUCGUGGUUUAGCCAACUCUUGUGGUAUCAUGGUCAACUACAGGUAUUUUCUUGAAGACUGUGAGAACAACAGCAGAACAUACUUGGAGACCUUAAAAAUCCACACGACAGAUGAUGUCAUGUUCUUGUCCAAGACAGCAGCAGACCUCAUGAAGCCAAGCCCAGUGAGUCCAGCCAAGUCACCACCGAUCAUACCAUGUAGCCCACCUCCAGUUAUAACCAUCACACCUGAAUCCAAGAUAUGAUGGAAUUGUUGAAUUAUCAAUUCUCUCUUAUUAUAUUUAUUUAAUAUUCAUUUAAGUAAUUUAUUUAUAAAGCUCCAAGUGUGUUUACUAACUGAUAACAAUGUCCAAAUCAUGGUGCAAGGAAUUAUUUCCAGAAUCAGAAUGCUGUUUGCAGGGUGAAAUAUGAAGAUAUUUGUAUUAAACCCACAGUUGGUUUUAGGAAUGUGCUUACUCAUUCCAUUUCUAAAUGUGUAUGUUAUACGGCUGUUUUCAUUGUUUGUGAAGGAGCCCUUUCCAUUCAUUUAAGUUUGUGGACAAAAUGAGAACUUGUAUGUAUGGGCACUGCAGUGGAGUGAUAUGUCUGGGAUGUAAUUGUGUGAGUUACACAUGGUACAUGUUUUGUAUAGUAUAGGUAUUUCUGCUUGUUAGUGUCUAUGUGUUUCUGUAUAAUAUGCAGUGGAUGUAAAUGACAAAUAUAUAUGACAAUUCAGAGCAAAAUGCAUCUCCAUUUCUAUUCUAUAUUCAGUGUAGAACUACCAUCUACUAUCUUCAGUGAGCAACUUAAAGAAAAGUGUUGAGCCUUUAAUACUAGCUGGAACAAGAUUUUUUCAAUAGCUUGCUAUUCCUAACCAGAAUUUGUAUGUGCCAUAGUUUAUGUAUGGAUGUUGUAUUGUAGAAACUGAAUCAUUGUCUUGGGUAGAUACACCUUAUAUUCUUAUGCUUGUGUUGUGUUAAAAGCAUGAUUGGACAAAAAAUUACCUGUUUGGUAUUAUUUUUGCAUCUACAUUGUGGAAUGUUCCAUGCAUUGCUUUGGCUUUGGUCUCUUGUUUUGUAGUAUGUAUAUAUGUGACACAUGCAAAGUUUGCAGUAUUCACAGAGUUUUAUUGUAAAUUUGUGGAGUGUGUACUUAACCCACUAACAACGGGUGUCCCACAUAUGAGACACCCGAAAAAAUAAACAUUGCCGGGCGUCCUGCCAGUGUGACACUGCAUCGAGGCUCGCACUCAGACGUAGCAGCGGGCCGCGGCAGGCAGGCGGGCAGAGUCCGGGGCAGCCCCGCCAGCCAAUUUUAUAGCCACCCGGAAUCUUUUAUUUUCGGCUUCAAAAUAUACCAGCAUUAAUAGGUUAAGGGGACAGAGUCAGUGGGAUCAAAAUUAGUGGUUGAAGUGUUUUGUUAUUUGUCAGGAAACUACCUAAUGCUUAUUAGGCCCUAUCUCAGAUGAUAUCAUAUUUGAACAGGGGAAUAAGCAAAAGCAAUUGACAGGAUUUUUGUGCUUGAUUAUUGAUUUAAGUAGAAAAAUAAACUGCACAAGAGAGAUGAAUGAGUGCCCAGUAUUGCUAAGUGCCCAUUCUUUCACUUGUAUGACUUGGACUUUGGAUUAGGUUAGGUAGCCAUUAGAGGGGGGGGGAGGGUCUGCUAAAAAGAGGAGGUUGUUAGGCAUUGGGGAAGGUUAAGGGCAAAGAAACUGGCUUAUGUGUGUGAAAUUGAUUAUGUGGAACAUAGUAACCUUUUUGUAAGGUUAUGUAGGUGGCAAUGGUGGAAAACUUCAGUGGCAUAGAUGAUGUGUUUUGUGGUGUUGUGCACUAACCAAUGAUCCAUUCUUACUGCAACAACCAACAGUGGAAAGGUGUAGGCCAGGGUAUAUAGAUCAAAACAAUUAUCAACGCCGGUGAAAAUGCUUUAACAGUUGAUUUCUCAAAAACAAAUUUUUCACAAUACAAAAAACUCUUGUCUCAAAGUCUUUGUCUGAUCUCAGUAAAGCAUUUUGCCUUGGAGAGUAGCU
This is a messenger RNA of Penaeus vannamei (Pacific white shrimp), 3709 nucleotides long. RefSeq names its product malonyl-CoA decarboxylase, mitochondrial. Gene Ontology annotation, biological process: acetyl-CoA biosynthetic process; fatty acid biosynthetic process; malonyl-CoA catabolic process. The record is from RefSeq and is a predicted model, not a curated record. Gene Ontology annotation, molecular function: malonyl-CoA decarboxylase activity. Lineage: Eukaryota; Metazoa; Arthropoda; Malacostraca; Decapoda; Penaeidae. Gene Ontology annotation, cellular component: mitochondrial matrix; peroxisomal matrix.